CCUGGCGUCACUUCCGCUGCCGGGGCCGGGCCGAGCGUGAGGGGCCGAGCGUGAAGGAGGUGGCGGGGACCGCGCGGGGCCGGGGCAGGAACAGAGUUUAUUAAAUUAUCUCAGCAACCAUGCUGGCUGCCAGGCUGGUGUGCCUGAGGGCACUGCCAUGCCAGGCUAUCCGCCCCACCAUUGCUCAGGCUCCCCCAGCCUUGAGGAGCUCCAAUAUAAAAGCAUACAGGCUGUGGCAGCCUAGCCAGAGUUAUUCCACCAGAGUAAGAACGGGUUCAAGGCGUGGAAAAUUUGGCCAGGAAAUGAAAGAUGCAGCAUUUGAGCCAUCUGCAGAAGCUGCACUUAAAGCUGAUCGCCUGGGGAAGUUUGUUGCUGCGGGAGGGGCUGCUGUUGGCCUGGGAGCCCUGUGUUACUAUGGAAUGGGCAUGUCUAGUGAGACUGGAGCUAUUGAAAGGGCUGCUAUUUGGCCACAGUAUGUGAAGGACAGAAUUCAGUCUACGUACAUGUACUUUGCGGGCAGCAUUGGCAUGACUGCUCUGUCUGCUGCAGUAGUGAGCAAAUCUCCAGCACUUAUGAACCUUAUGACAAAGGGCUCCUGGCUGGCAAUUGGUGCAACUUUUGCAGCUAUGAUUGGUGCUGGACUGUUGGUCAGGUCCAUAUCCUAUGAAAACAGCCCAAUAGCUAAACAUGCAGCAUGGAUGAUACAUUCAGGUGUCAUGGGUGCAGUGGUGGCUCCUCUAGCCUUCCUUGGUGGUCCUCUGCUGAUCAGAGCUGCCUGGUACACUGCUGGAAUCGUCGGGGGACUCUCAACUGUGGCCAUGUGUGCUCCCAGUGAAAAAUUUCUGAACAUGGGAGCACCCCUUGGCAUWGGCUUAGGUUUUGUUAUUGCUUCUUCAAUCGGAUCCAUGUUCUUGCCUCCCACCUCUGCUUUUGGCGCUGGCCUGUACUCGGUGGCAGUCUAUGGUGGCCUGGUGCUCUUUAGCAUGUUCCUGCUCUAUGAUACUCAGCUGGUGAUCAAACGGGCAGAAACUCUGCCCUUCUAUGGAGUGACAAAAUACGACCCCAUCAAUGCAUGCCUGGGUAUCUACACUGAUACACUGAAUAUCUUCAUUCGGGUGGCCUCCAUGCUUGCAGGUGGUGGAGGUGGCAGGAAAAAGUGAACAGAGACUCAUCUUUGCAACUGACUGCCUAUCURGUGCACAUAUUAAAUAAACAGUCAUGGUUAAAGCAGUAAUGCUCCAAGUGAGAAUUUUAAAGCAUUUCAGCAUAUUGGUUCAGUGCAAUGUGAUUCAGUCUUAGUUUUUCUUCAGACACUUUCCAGCUCUAUGUUUAAAAUAGUCUGAACUGCUUCUAAUUGUACAUUAUUUUGGUAAAUUAUUUUUAAUAUAUGAAUAAAAUAGUCCUACCUGUUUUUAAUGGGUUUGGCAGUUCAACUCUUACUUUCCCUUUUUUUUACUGUUGUUGCGUAGUAAAGAAAGUAAUUUUUGAACUGGUAUCCCAUAGGCAGGUAGGAGCACAAGCCACUUCAUGAAAUGCUGCUUAGAUGCAUCAGUUUUCAGUUAAGUUUCGUAAAUUUUAUUUCAGUGACAUCUUCAGAAGAACUGAAUGAAUUGAAUAUGCCACUAAAUGCAAUAAUGACUUUGACCUGGGCAGAAAUUUCAGAAAGGUUUAAGUAGUUGUCAGAAAUGCAUUGGAUUUGAUGGCUUAGGUGACCAAAAAGUGUAAAGGAGACAAGAUGUGGAAACUAUGCAGCCCUUAUCCCGCAUGAACUUCAGUCUCUGGAGUACACGAGAAUCCCUUGCUUUAAUGUUGACUGGCUAUAAUAGCUAGGUUAUUUUGAUACUAGAUUUAUAAAAUUGUUGGAUGUCAAUAUAGCUGUGUCUUUCUUCUGGUGGCUAGAUUUCUGCAACGCAGAUAAAGGCCUGUCCUUCGGAAAGGCUCCUAGUGCUCAUCUCUUGGAAGCUUGUACAAUUGGCACAUAAACUGGGAAUUGAGGAUGGCAUGCUGUAAACCCCAGGAUGAUAAAUUGUGUGCUUUAAACUGUUCAACUUUACUCCAAAUUGGCAUGUUAAAUGUGGUUUAAAAGAAAUGUUCCCUCACAUUGAAAUUGAUUAACAGUAAGAAAUUUAUACUUUACAAACUCCAUUGCUUAUGUUGGAAUGAAAGGUGAGUUCUUGGGCCAAGUAAAUUUUGACCUAAUGUCAACAGCUCCGAUUUUGAGUUUCUGGUAAAUAUGCUAUGUUUAUGUAUUGACCUAUGAACAAUAAAAUUCUAGCCUCACAA
Messenger RNA from Malurus melanocephalus (red-backed fairy wren), 2283 nucleotides. It is a transcript of the gene GHITM, whose product is annotated as growth hormone inducible transmembrane protein. NCBI's taxonomy places the organism in Eukaryota, Metazoa, Chordata, Aves, Passeriformes, Maluridae. The transcript has 9 exons. The coding region runs from base 120 to 1160 and encodes 346 amino acids. The record is from RefSeq and is a predicted model, not a curated record. Gene Ontology annotation, cellular component: mitochondrial inner membrane.